Papaver somniferum (opium poppy) is the source of this 941-nucleotide messenger RNA. RefSeq lists its product as uncharacterized. The record is from RefSeq and is a predicted model, not a curated record. Bases 57 to 941 code for a protein of 294 amino acids. Lineage: Eukaryota; Viridiplantae; Streptophyta; Magnoliopsida; Ranunculales; Papaveraceae. The transcript is spliced from 2 exons.
AUAGAGAUAUCAGUGUGUUUGUUGUGAAUAGUAAACUUAAUUUGCUAUUCCCUCACAUGGAUAGAGAUAGAAUUGACCUUAAGGAAUUUGAGAAGAUGUUGCGUGUUAAGUUGCAUCUUGAUGAAACAGAAAUUCCAAAUUUAUAUUGGACCAUAGACCCAUGUCUGCCUGAGUAUUUGGUUACAAAUGAAGACUUGUUUAAGUUUUGGGAGCAUGCUGUACCUGAUGAUAAAGGGUUCAUAUGUUUACAAAUGAGUGUAAUGAAUUCAGAAUUUAGGAAUGACAAUGACUUCAUUAAGGAUGCAAUGGAACAACCAGUAGUAACAAUUGAUGAGACUCCUAAGAAGGCACCUAAGAGGAUUGCUAAGAAGCCAGUUUCAAAGGAAAAGUCAGUAAAGAUAUCACCUACAAGGAGAUCACCAAGGUUGCAUGCUCAAUCAAAGAAUGAAAACUCAAAUGGAGGAGCAUCUAGGAAGUUGUUGUUCAUGGAUCUGUUAAAUGAAGUGGAAUCUCAGGGUUUUUCUUGCCUAAGUCAAGCCACUGUUGUUGGUUCUAGCAGUACACCAGUUGAUAGCUUUAAUCAUGAUUACUGGGUUGAUGAAGUAAACAACACUGCUGCAGGGGAUAACACUGAUGCAGGGGAUAAGACUGAUGCAGGGGAUAAGGCUAAUGCAGGGGAUAAGACUGAUACAGGGGAUAAGACUGAUGCAGGGGACAAUAGUGAUGGUGAUGAUGAGGACAAUGUGGUGCUAGAGAACACUACUGUAGAUGAAUGUCACCCCAUUGAAGACCCAAAUGCUCCACCAAUCUUUGACAGUGAUGAAGAAAAUGAUAUUGAUUAUGAAGAUAUUGUCAAGACAUACAAAGUUGGAGAUGAAAGCAGUGAUUCAAGCAGUAGUGAAGAAGACAAUGAAGAAGUUUCUAAUGAUGACAAGGCAUGA